Messenger RNA from Ziziphus jujuba (common jujube), 1360 nucleotides. RefSeq lists its product as uncharacterized. Gene Ontology annotation, cellular component: cytosol; nucleus. Bases 404 to 1111 code for a protein of 235 amino acids. Gene Ontology annotation, molecular function: metal ion binding. Lineage: Eukaryota; Viridiplantae; Streptophyta; Magnoliopsida; Rosales; Rhamnaceae. The transcript is spliced from 4 exons. The record is from RefSeq and is a predicted model, not a curated record. Gene Ontology annotation, biological process: protein histidyl modification to diphthamide; tRNA wobble uridine modification.
AGGAACACCAACUUCCAUAACGGUUUCUGGGACAAGAUCCAACUGGACAGGCGAUAUAACCGUUUGGCGCGUCUUGGUUUUUAAAACUCCCUUGAAUAUCUCUUUCCCUUUAACAACAACAUUGACAUCAAAUUAUUCACCCAAAAAAAAAAAAAAUCAUUAACAUCAAAUUCAUUCAUCACAGAUUUAGGAUUCUAUUUCCUCCUUCAAUUUCUUAGAUCUCUUUUAUCCAUGAAAACUAUUUUUUCCCACAAGAACUUCAAAGCCCUUUGGAAGAACCUUCAUUUAGCCGGAUCAUAGCUUUGUUUAUUUUACACGGAUAAUCAUCUUUCACCUCGCUCAGUUGGACAAGGUGAAAAUUAGGUGGACGUCAAAGUACCCAUCACAAGCAACAACAACAACAAUGGUGAAAAAGAUGAUGGUCAUGGUGUUGAUGAUGAUCGUGCUUGUUGCAGAUGCUUCAAGUGAUACAAACGAUGUAUUCAAUCCUUGCUUAGACACUAAAAUCCAAAGAAGUGAUGGUUUUACCUUUGGCCUUGCAUUUUCUACAAAAGAAUCAUUCUUUUUCAAUCAAACCCAACUUUCACCCUGCGAUAGUCGUCUUUCGCUUUCUGGGAGUAAUGCUCAACUUGCUGUUUUCAGACCCAAAGUUGAUGAAGUCUCUCUUCUUUCCAUCAAUGGCACAAACUUUAAUCCGGCUACGUCUGGUGGAUAUAUGGUAGCAUUUGCUGGAAGAAAGUAUGCUGCAAGAUCACCACCAGUAUUGGUUGCCGACAACACACAUGUUAUAACUAGUUUCACCUUGGUCCUUGAAUUCAAGCAUGGGACUCUUCAGAAUAUGUACUGGAAGAAAUUUGGGUGUGGUGGAUGUCCCAAGGAUUCUGUGUGCCUCAACAGCACCGAAUGCGCAAUGCCAAGCUCAAAGUGCAAAAGCAAUGGUGGAUCAUAUGACUGUAAAUUAAGCAUUCAGUUGACCUUCUCAGGGACAGAUAAGAAUCUUGCCGUGCUUAACUCCUGGUAUGAGGUGAAAAAACUGCGACAGUACUCACUGUCUAAACUUUUCUCGGAUAUGAGAGAUUCUAUCACGGGCCAAUUUGACAGUAUGUUCUAAAGAGCUCAGAGUUGUAACCCGUACACUUAACACAUCUCACUUUAUAUAAGAAAAGCAGUCAAGUUUUGAAUAAUUUUAUUCUUGAUUGGAUUCAUCAUCAGGAUCAAAUAUUGAGUAAGAAUAUUGAAUAUCAUCCAUGAAGAAACAAUACUAUUCAAAAACUUAUUGUAAGCUUGUUUGCUGAUAAAGUUGAUGAGAAAAGCAUAUAUCAGUAGAUCCUUGCAUAAAUUCCACAUGGUGUUUUUAGUA